UCGCCUGGCAGCGCGCGGGUCGCGGUGGCGGGGCCGGGCGGCGCGGGGCCGGAGCGCGGGAGUCGCCGCGGCGGAGCCAUGGCGGGCCACUUGAGCGAGGGCGCCCUGGCGGCCAUAAUGCAACAGGGAGAUACAUCUAUAAAACCCAUCCUCCAAGUCAUUAACAUUCGUCCUAUUACUACAGGGAAUAGUCCACCCCGUUAUCGACUGCUUAUGAGUGAUGGAGUGAACACUUUGUCCUCUUUCAUGUUGGCAACACAGUUGAACUCUCUUGUUGAGCAGGAACUAUUGUCUAGCAACUGUAUUUGCCAGAUUAACCGAUUCAUUGUGAACACUCUAAAAGAUGGAAGGAGAGUCAUUAUUUUGAUGGAGUUAGAUGUUUUAAAAUCAGCUGACGCAGUUGGAGCAAAGAUUGGCAACCCAGUACCUUACAAUGAAGGACACGCACAGCAGCAGCAGCAGGCUGCUCCCCCCGCAGUUUCAGCAGCCAAUCCCCCUGCCAGCAAGCCCCCACAGCCAAACGAGGGUUCGGGAACAGGCACCUUUGCAACCAAGGCAGGUGGAGCCUCAAAGAUAUUUGGAAAAUCCGGAGGAUCCAGUGUAAUGAGCACUCCCGGUGGCACCCAGGCCAAGGUGGUGCCCAUUGCCAGUCUCACACCUUACCAGUCCAAGUGGACUAUUUGUGCAAGGGUUACCAACAAAAGUCAGAUCCGCACCUGGAGCAAUUCCCGAGGGGAGGGGAAACUUUUUUCCCUGGAACUAGUGGAUGAAACUGGUGAAAUUCGAGCUACUGCUUUCAAUGAACAAGUGGACAAGUUCUUCCCCCUUAUUGAUGUGAACAAGGUCUAUUACUUCUCGAAGGGCAACCUGAAGAUCGCCAACAAACAAUUCUCAGCUGUUAAGAACGACUACGAGAUGACCUUCAACAACGACACUUCUGUAGUUCCCUGUGAAGACGGCCAGCAUUUGCCGACAGUUAAGUUUGACUUUAUAGGGAUUGAUGACCUGGAGAACAAGCCCAAAGACUCGCUCAUCGACAUAAUUGGGGUCUGCAAGAGCUGCGAAGAUGCCACCAAAAUCACGGUGAAGUCCAACAACAGAGAAGUUUCUAAGAGAAAUAUUUAUUUGAUGGACACGUCAGGGAAGGUGGUGUGUACGACCCUGUGGGGUGAGGAUGCUGAUAAAUUUGAUGGUUCUAGACAACCUGUGAUGGCUAUCAAAGGAGCCAGAUUGUCUGAUUUUGGUGGCCGGAGCCUCUCUGUCCUAUCUUCAAGCACAAUCAUUGUGAAUCCUGACAUCCCAGAGGCCUAUAAGCUUCGUGGCUGGUUUGACUCAGAGGGACAAACCUUAGAUGGUGUGUCUAUCUCUGAUCUCAAGAGUGGGGGAACAGUGGGGAGCAGCACCAACUGGAAAACCUUAUACGAAGUUAAAUCGGAGAACCUGGGCCAUGGAGACAAGGCAGACUAUUUUAGCUCUGUGGCGACAGUGGUGUUUCUGCGCAAAGAGAACUGUAUGUACCAGGCCUGCCCGACUCCAGACUGCAAUAAAAAAGUGAUCGAUCAGCAGAAUGGAUUAUACCGCUGUGAAAAGUGUGACCGUGAAUUUCCGAAUUUCAAGUAUCGCAUGAUACUGUCAGCAAACAUUGCUGAUUUUCAUGACAACCAGUGGGUCACUUGUUUCCAGGAGUCUGCAGAAGCUAUCCUCGGGCAGAGCACCGGUUACCUUGGAGAGCUAAAGGAGAAGAAUGAACACGCGUUUGAGGAAGUCUUCCAGAAUGCCAAUUUUCGAUCUUUCACAUUCAAGAUCAGGGUCAAACUCGAGACAUACAAUGAUGAGUCUAGAAUCAAGGCCACCGUGAUGGAUGUGAAGCCCGUGGACUACCGAGAGUACAGCAGACGGCUGAUCACGAGCAUCAGGAGAAACGCCGCCAUGUGAGAAGAGCUGGGUCGAGCGGACAGGAGCUUGAGAAGAAAGAACUGAAAUGGAAUUGAUUUCCUCCGUGCCCCUGCUACUCAGUGGGCAGAGCCUCCUUACGGGGGACUAAGCCGCGUCCUUUCUCUGCCUCUUAGGACCAGUGGGAGGCAAAGGAAAAGAGGCUCUGGUGGCUGCAGGACAGACCAUCGGCGCGGGUGGUCGGGCGGCAGUUAGGUACCAGUCAGGCUCUUUGUCCUCAAGCCCUUGUCCGUUUUUUUGUUUGUUUGGGUUUUUUUUAAUUCCAUAAUCUUCAUAGCAAGAAUUAUGUGACUGCUCACUCACCCUAAAUCCGUAUCGAGGAAAUAAAUUUUUAUGUAACUCAGGUCUCUGCCCCCCGAGGCGACCCCUUCCCAAUUUGGGUUUCUUCUCAGGAGGGAGAACCGAGAAAUGGUUGUGUGGAACCUGGGUGUUCUCAGAAGCCUGUCUUUCUGAAAUUCAAAAGCUCGUUCUUUCUAGAGGUUCCAGAACGUCGUUAAUGCUUAGAAUGGCAAUACGGUGGAAUUAUUAAUCAAAGGCUUAUCUUUUAUAUCUGAAGAAUAUCCUUCCUUCAGGGUUUAAUAGGCUGAGUCAGAUGGGUCUGACAUUAAUCAAAAUUGUCUCUUCUGAGGAAGGCUGAUAAGCAUUGACUUGCUGUCCCCCGGGGAUAUCUAGGCAACUACAAAGCAUUGCUUUAGUUUUCACUUCAAUUAAUGUUGUUUUCUCGUUGUUGAGUGCACUUUCCCGUACAUACUGCUUGCAUUUGUAUGUUUCAUUUCUUGAUUAAAGUUAAGUUUAAGGGAGAAGCCCUUCGUUUCUCUUGACUUGUCUUGAUAAACAGUAUAUUCUCCA
Molecule: messenger RNA, 2802 nt
Organism: Sorex fumeus (smoky shrew)
Lineage: Eukaryota; Metazoa; Chordata; Mammalia; Eulipotyphla; Soricidae
Gene: RPA1
Product: replication protein A1
Exons: 17
Coding region: 79-1935 (618 amino acids)
Biological process (GO): meiotic cell cycle; telomere maintenance via telomerase; DNA replication
Cellular component (GO): nucleus; DNA replication factor A complex
Molecular function (GO): single-stranded telomeric DNA binding; damaged DNA binding
Source: RefSeq, a predicted model, not a curated record